GGUGCAAUUCGAUCGAAAAGCAUUCAAGAUCAUUUUAAACUCCAAAGACCGUCUUGUCUUCAUCUUCAUCUUCGUGGUCUUCUUGUUCUCAUAUGAAACAGUGAAUUAGUUCGAUCUUUCUUUAAAAAGAAAAAUAACAUAAAAUUCUUUGAUUCUUCAUAAGAUCUUGUUCGGUUUUAAGUAAUUUCUUAUUUCAAAAGAAAAGAAGAAGAGACAAAAAGAAAUUACAAAAACCAAGAAGAAAACGAAAAAAAAAAAACAAAAGUGAAGAGAAAUUUUCCUGCUCAUUGUAAACGCGAAACGAUCGACAGAGCAGAAACACGACACUACUACGACAGCCUAUUCUAUAACGGAGUACGGACGCAAAACGCGAACGCCAUCGAUCGUCACGGUAAACAGAAACACGCCAAGCAAAAGCACUACUAUCGUAUCGUAACGCGGCAAGAAGGUGCGGUAGCACGUCUCGCGUCGUCGUAUAGAAGAAGCAGAAGCAGAGUGUGUAGCAGAAGAAGUAGAAGCAGAAGCAUAAGCAAAUAUACUCAGUACAGACUUCAGAUUUACGAAGAAGCAAUAGCAGCAAAAAUUUGAAAAUUGUUAGUAGUUCUAGUGGGUCUGUGAAAGUGUAUAGGCGUCACGAUCGUACUCUGUCCGAAAAGUCUCUAAACCCUUCCUUCGUCCCAUCGUAGUCUUCAUUCGUUCACCAUUCGCAUAGCUGUUAUAUAGUUUUCGUGUUUAAUUACACCUUAUUAACACUUUUAUAGUACCGUAAAAAGUGAGGAAUAUGUCAAAUCAGUGCAGAAGUUGCGGUCGUGACCUUAACAACAAUUACAUUCCGUAUGCAAAUGCGUACGCAAGUGCGGGCAAUUCCAGUGGUGAUCGCGAGUCGUCAAUAUCGUCAGCAACGUCGUCGUCUUCGUACAAUACCAGGUCAUCUGCCUCGAACAGCAGUAGCCCGAUGGGGAAAUUGUCACAAAUGGCCAAUGCCGCGUCACAAUCAGCGUCGGCGAUGUCAUCGACUUCUGGUUUGGUAACCCAAACCCAGCUGACUGCUAAGGUGAUGUUCGGCACAGUGGGGGCCAUAAAGGAGCUCCGAGAAAAAGAGAAAUCUCGCCAGACCACAGCACGUGCCAGCGAUCGUAGGAAUUGACCACGUCUGUACGUACGCUCAUAGGAUUUUAGAUUAACCCUUGUUUAUAAUAUUGCGAGGACUAUAUAUGUAGUUAUUUGGGAUACUUUUUCGGGCCUUGACUAUUGGCUCAAGACCUAGCUAAAUGGGAAUGGCAAUACAGAGAAUAAAUCGUAGGCCUUUCUCCGCCGCACACCGAGAGAGAGACUAUGUUAUUUGUUUUUGUUUUUUAUUUUGUUUAAAUAAUUAAAUAAAUAUAUAUAUGCAAUAAUUAUAUAAUAAUAUUUACCUAUACAAAAAUAUCAAAUAUAUAUAAAUAUAUACGUAUGUUAUAUACACAAUUUAUACAUUUAUUUAUUUAUAAUAAUUGUUUAUUUUAGUUUAAGAACAAAAAUUAUGAAUUUAUUACAUUUAAUUGUUUACACAUGAGAAGAAUAAUUGUGGUGGAUAUUUUUUCAAUUCACUGCGUCUUUAAAAAUAAACGUUUUGUUUGAAAAUAAA
Eupeodes corollae is the source of this 1627-nucleotide messenger RNA. RefSeq lists its product as uncharacterized. The transcript has a single exon. Lineage: Eukaryota; Metazoa; Arthropoda; Insecta; Diptera; Syrphidae. Bases 782 to 1147 code for a protein of 121 amino acids. The record is from RefSeq and is a predicted model, not a curated record.